Molecule: messenger RNA, 2637 nt
Organism: Leishmania braziliensis MHOM/BR/75/M2904
Lineage: Eukaryota; Euglenozoa; Kinetoplastea; Trypanosomatida; Trypanosomatidae
Exons: 1
Coding region: 1-2637 (878 amino acids)
Biological process (GO): actin cortical patch localization
Cellular component (GO): plasma membrane
Source: RefSeq, a predicted model, not a curated record
AUGCUGCCUGACAGGGCAGAGAGGGUCGGUGUGACGCGCACGGUUUUCGUCAUGAAUCGACCGCACCCCUCUUCGUACCUGCGCUUCCCCGUGUACCGUUUUGCACGUACCUCGGCGAGCACUGGCAGCAGUGACACGCAGGCAGCCUGGGAGCGUCGUCCUGGCGAAGUCACCGCGCUAUAUGUGCCUGAAAUUCUCCUCAUCAACACCACAACGGAGCAAGUGUCGUUGCGGUACAAGGACACGGAGAUCGAGGCCCCGUGCGCUGUCCCCAUGGAAAACAUAUCGUCUCUGCCGAGCAUGCCAACUGACGUUGUGCACUUCUCAAAACAACUAGAGGCGCUACUGAGGAGCGAGACGACGCAGCUUGGGACUCAUUCUUCAUUCUUCACGGUUGGUGGCGACACAAAUGUGAUGGAGGUUAAUCCGGCGACGAUGACCGGCGCGGGUGAGCGCGAUGGUUAUCUCGCCGACACCCCUACAACGGUGGGCAGCGGUGGCGAGCGCCGCCGCAGCAGUGGGGACUACGUCUUUAUCGUUGUCGACUACACGACUGCUGCAGCGGCGCGCCAGGAGGGCUACCUAAUGAAGGAGGUUCACUUCGAGCGGUUUCUGAAGACACUGACGACUCUUCUAGAACGCGACAAGACGGCUGCCGUAGGGGCUGCUUCUGGUGUGGCAGGGGCUGAUAACCGCGACAACACCCCUGCGGCGGCGGCAGCCUUCGAGUCUAUCGGUGUGCCGCUGUCAAAGGGUGAUUUGUUGAGCGCUAUGGACUCCACACCGUCGAAAGCGCGUCCAGGCAGGAGUGCCAACGCCGCGUGCAAUACAGUGGCUCACAAUGGCGAGCUUCCUUGCAACCUGUACAAGCAUGGCGACCACCAUGCCGCUUCAGGCAGUGAAACAGGCUCCGUUUAUCCGGAGGUGCGCUUAGCCGACGGAGGCGGCGACGCUGAUAUGACGACCACCUCAAACUCUAAGGAGCCGUCUAGUUACUUGAUGCUACCGAGAAUUGACCCAACAAACAGCGACAGCGACAGCGACGCAGACCCGGUUGUCCGGGGAUGUCAUGUAGAUGCCUCGUCCUCUGCCGGCGUCGCUUCGGCAGCGGCGUCGAAGGGCUAUACGAGUGCUUUGACUGCCGCGUCAAGUCCGGUACUGUUUGGGCUGUGCGCUGUUGUCUCCAAGCGCGACAGCACCGCCCGCCGCGGUGGCGUCACAAAGAGCGUUGCCGUGCUCGGACCAUCACUGACGUGGCUCGAGCCGUUUUUUCCUGUCCUCGUCGCAGCGGCUCAGUGCUGCUGUGCCGUCAACGGCACCGACGAGAGCGCGCUGCAGGAGCUGCAACGCAUCUUGAAGCGCUGCUACUACUCAGUGAAUAAUGCAGCGGCGGUGGUGGCAGCAGGGCGGGCCAAGUUGGACCAGCUCACGGCGGAGAUCAGUGAGUACUGCACCCUGAACAGUGGGCAGCAGGCGUACGUCUACUACAGCGACGCCCCCUUCGGCGACUCCAUCAAAGUCAAACUACCGCUUUUGCCAGAGUCGAGCGACAUGGUGUUCAAGCGGUACAGCCUUGAGAGCCUCAUCGAGGCCCUCGGCCCGUCGUUGCUGCAGCUGCUGCUUGGCAUCCUUACGGAGAAGAAGAUCCUCAUUCUAUCUCGGAAAGGCGAGGCAGCCGACGUGUGUGAGGCGGCCCUCUCGCUCGGUAUCGUCGGCAACAUGCUUGACCGCAACUUUACGGCGCAAAGGGUCUUCCCCUAUGUCUCCGUGAGCAGUGCGGAUCACUUUAUGCAGGUUCCAGGCUACAUUGUGGGAACCCUCAACCCCAUCUUCGACAACGUGAGCUCGUGGGGCUGGGACCUGCUGUGCGACCUCGACAACAAAUCCGUCAUUACGGCAGCAGAGCGACUGCAGCGCAAAACGACGACCCUGUCGUCGUCCGCCAGCAGCAACUGGUCAGCGGCGACGGCUGGUCUGGCGAACGCUGUUGGUGUUGGUGGAGGAAACGACACCGAAGCACUGCGCAACUUUCCUCCUCCACUGCAGCAGCUGUACAAGCAGUUGACGAGCACUAUUUAUCACCUCCGCGCUCUGCGCAUCGGGGCCGUGGAACGGAACCACCGUCUGCAACUGAUAGUGGCGGAUUUUCUCUACACGGUGGUCCUCGUCGGCUACGUGGCCGGUGGCAGUGUGUCGGUGCCAAGUGCGCUCUACCCGACCUUUGCUCAUCGCUCCCUUGCCUCUCUGCGCUCGGAUAUGAUGCUGACGUCCAUGAUGGACAAUGUCCGCAGUCACAUUUUGUAUCGCAGCGAGAACCCCGCCUUGUUACUACACUGUGUGGCGCUGCGCCACUGCACGUUGGGUGAAACACCGGUACAACAGAUACUAGAGGCGCUGCUGUCUCUGCUUAGCACAGCGUACGACGUCAAGCUCUUUCUUCGACGCAUGCCGCUGGCGGUUGGUGGACUAAGCGCAGUGGGCAUGCAGCUGACAAGCCCCUCAGCCGAGGUGCGAGCGGCAGCUGCUGCACUGCUGACGCGCGUGGAGUCUGUGCCAGAGGGAAAGGCUGCAGUCGCCUCCAUGAACAACUUUUUCGUAAUGCUUUAUGAAAACAGUGUGACUGGGAAGAGUCGGUGA